Molecule: messenger RNA, 7324 nt
Organism: Anopheles coustani
Lineage: Eukaryota; Metazoa; Arthropoda; Insecta; Diptera; Culicidae
Gene: atos
Product: protein Atossa
Exons: 6
Coding region: 836-6328 (1830 amino acids)
Source: RefSeq, a predicted model, not a curated record
AGAGGUGUGCUGUGAGCAGGAAAGCAAAAUUGGGGGGAUAAAGCAAUUCGAGAGUGUGUGAGCAGGCUGGACGUUGAAAGAGUGAGAGAUCUUUUUGACAGCGAGAACUCGACUCCAUCGUAAUCGUUUCGUGAGGAAAAGGACAAUUACGGUGGGAAAAUCUACCAUUUUCCAUUCUCCAUUCGAGCAGGCCACAUAAAUCGGUAGUGCUCGAUGAAACCAUUCUAAACUUCUGUUCACAGUCGAAAUUUCGUCGCUGUCAUUGACGAAUCCGUUUGCUGUCCGUGGGGUCUACAAAUUGAAUCACUGUCCUUCUGAACCACGAGUGUUUUUCGUUGUGUUACCUCGAAGGUGUAGUUACUAAAGCUAUUUAUUCUUUUAUAUUCAUCCUACAGUCGUGAAUUUCGGAGUUUUUUUUCGAUUGGAGAACGAUUUUAAACGUUCCUUCGAAGGUGUUACUCAAAAUAAAGGACGCUAAAAGGUAGCAAGAAUAAAGCGAAAGGUAAAAACUAAUCCUCAUACCACCACUGCAGCUGCUUGCGCAUACAUACGCGUUGUUGGAAAAGGUUUUGCCAGUGUACGAAAUUCAGCUCAGCGUGUUGUGAAGUGCAUGAAAAGGAUACUAAAUCCAUUAGAGACUACUAGGACUAGUUGCUGCCGGGGGAAGUUGCGGAAGACACGUCACAAACAAACCCGGACGCGAUAGAAAAGUCCCCCUCAAUUCUGAGACAAUAUGCUGAUUAAACUGGUGAAAGAAGACUUUCCGUGUCUGAAAAACGGGUUUAUAUAACAUUAUCUUCGUGCUAUCGAGUUUCUUCGGAUCUACUUCAACAAGAUGCACAGCGGUAGCUCCAUAUCACCGAAACACCCCGCCAUUCCGGUUUCGAUCGGCAUCGCCUCGCUGGUGCUGGAGGGACGAUCGUCCGCGCUCGAUGACAGCUCGAUCCACGCCAGCUCCCAUGGCUCUGGAGGUGGUGGCGAUGGUGGUGGAGGAGGCGGAACGGGAGCUGGCGGAGCGGGAGGAUCUUCGAACGGUGGCGCGACCGACGAGGAUGGUGGGUUUUGUGGCAAAAAGCGACCAUCUUCUUCGACCACCUCAUCUUCAUCGGCUGGAGGACCCUCCGGGGGAGGCAGCGCAUCGUCGUCGGGUGCGUCCACACUGCAGGAGUGCAGUCUGCUGGCCAUCACCGAGGCGCACAAGCUGGCCAACGCCACGACCACCAACUGUCACAUGACGGAUGCAUCGCAGCGUAUUAAUCUGAAGCUGCAGCAGAUCCGCUCCUCCUGCCCUGGGACGAGCAAAGACGAGGUGCACCAUCUGGUGACGGUGUCCGGGGAACCGGGCAGUGGCCGGGGCCGCUCAACGAUGGACGAUGGCGAGAGUCCGUACGGCGAUAUGAUGUACGGUGUCGAAACGUUCGUAAAUAUCGCGUCGUCUUGGUCACACGAAGCCGGCCCAUCCGCGUCGUCCUCCGCUGUCAUCUAUAGUGGAUUCGAGAAGAUGAACGUGCUCGGUACCGUGUCACCGAUCAAGAAUCACCCGAUCGGUAACAGCUUCAUCAACUUUUCCUCAUCCUCACCCAACUCAUCAAUGGCGGCAGCGGCGGCCGCAGCAGCUGCCGUGGCAUCCUCGGCUUCCCACUCGCGUAAAUCAACCGGCAGCAGUAGUUCUAUCAAGCAACAACAGCAGCAGCAGCAACGCCCCCGGGAAGGCCCUCACUGUGAGCAGUUUCUGAAGAAGAUUGGCCUGAACAAACCCGAUAGCUCCGAAGGGCCCGAGCAUUGCUGUAGUUAUCGUAAUAAAUACUGUCUUCGUUGGCAGGUUUACUUCAAGCAGCUUUCGACGAUCCUGACGAACGGUGAAGCGGUGUGCAUUGAGGUGUACCUUGGUCCGGAAAACCACACAAUCCUUUUGGAACAAUGGAUUUUGAAGCUAGUGAUGACGAAAUCGCCCACCACUAUGACCCUGCAGUCGCUGUGCGCCGCCAUUCGUAGCCAGCUGUACUUCUCCCAGAUCUCCGCCUGGACGGAUCUGAUCAAGAACUCGCUGGAACCGGAAAUUUUUAACCAUCCGCGCAUCAAAAAUGUUUCCCCGAUGAUGAAGGGUCCUUCUUCCGCGGCCAACGCCACCACCACCGGCAAAGCUUCCUUUCUAUCUCAGCAGGCCAAACUGGACAUACUGUUCCGCAUUCGCACGUACGAUAGCACUGCAUGCUUUAACGAGAAACCGCUCGUACACAACUUCCCGGACGCGAGCGUGGCCGACGGGUUUGUUAUACAGGUAUGCCUGAAAAGUUUGCCCCGCCUGGACCGCAUCCCGGGCAUCCACGCGGCGCUCGAUGCGACUAAAAUGAUCGGCGCCACCGGCACGGCCGGGAUACUGUCGGGCGAUCGACUGGAUCGGCUUCCGUGCCACGAGAAGGGCAAGCAUCGGUGCGCCUUUCGGGAGUUCGAGCUGGACGAUGACGAGGAGGGCGAGGCCGAUGAUCCGCGCAUGGGAGAAGGGGACGAAGGGAUACCGGGUAUGUUGCUCACAUCGGCGGCCGCCAUCAGCCAUCGUGAGAAGCAGCUGCUAAAGUACAAGAAGCGCAUGCAGAAGCGAGAGAAGAAAAAGAAAUCGUCCGGGUCGUCGUCGUCGGUGGCGGAAUGUAUCGCAAGAUUUGCUGUUGCUUCAAGUUGUGUUGGUGGUGGUGGUGGUGCUGGUGGUGCAUGUAGUAGUAGUAGUAGUGGUAGUGGUGGAAGCCUCAGCACCAGUAGCCGUAGCAAUACCAACGGCGCCAGGCACGGAUCCGCAGCGGACAGUUCGGCUUACGCAUCACCGAUGAGCUACAGUAGUUGUAGCAAUGGGAGUGGAAGCGGAACAGGUGGCAGCAUCAGCAAAUCCCCCGCCAAAGGUCCGUAUGGGAUCGGUGGUGCGAUUGGGAAUGGUGGCACCACGACGGUGGUGUAUCCGAAUGGGACCACCAAUGGAAGCUGUACCAAUGGAAACUGCCACAAUGCUUUAACGUCCUCAAUCAAUUCGAUCCAGCCCCCACUGUACUCCUCGAACCAACAGCAAAACGGCGGUACUGCGAUGAUGGUCUGCUGUGAUGAUCGGUACCAAACGAUCGCCGCCAAUUCUAAGUCCACACAGACGUCGGCUGCAUUCCCAGUGGUCACUGAUGGUGCUGUGUCAUUUGUUUCAUCCGUCGCCACACAAACCGACGGUGGUGGGGCUACGACUUCGGCGAACAAUUAUUGUGCCGACUGCUGUCGAUCUCGGGUGGAGGAGGAAAAAUCCGUGUCUAGUUAUUCCGCUGGCAGCAUAAACGGUCCCGUGAAGGUGGUUCUAGGAACGGGCCCCGUCGGUAGCAGCAGUAGUAGCACAAACAGUGAUAGACAUAUGCAAUAUUUUAACGAUUACUAUACAUCUUACGAUAUUAUCAAUGAUAACUGUGAUAAACGUCAUCCAAGGCCGCAAACAGCAAGUGCCCACCACUUGCGGGUGGUGGAUGCACCGAUGGAAACUUCCAUCACCACCACCGGGAGGGAAGGCGUAGCGUUCCCUGAGAAGAUGGUGGCCGAAAACGGUACUCGUCCACGACCGUGCUUCAUAGUCGGUGGCGAUGGCUACGAGGGAGACGAAGAUGAGGGCGAAGGCGCUGGUAAGGCCAGUGGUGUAAUCAUGCCAAACAGUGGAGGAGACGAACGUCCACUGCAAAAGGGUGACCUUUUACUUCAAGCCAUCCAAAGAACUGCCACCCUGAACAGUGUUGGUGGAAGGAACAAGAACGGAGGUUCGUUUGCGACGGAAGUCAAUCACUCCCAGGUGAUGGAUGAUGGUGGUGUGCUAUCGGAGCAGAAAAAAAGUGGUGGUCAUGCAUUAAAUAACAACAACUACGUUACGGCAAACAACAAUAACAUCGGAGAGGGUAGCCCGAAAAUUUGCUCCAAAGGUGAUCGAGAGGUGGGCAUACCCUGUGACGAAGGCGGGAAACAAAAGGAACCCAACGGCGGUAAUGCCACCGAGCACUGGCAACACCACCAACACCAGCACGAAGCUGGCGAUGGAAACGGUGGGUCGGCGGUAAAGUGUGAAAGAAGCGAAUGUGAUACCUUCAGCAAGGAAAAGUUAGACUUAGGUGACUGUCGUCUGUGUAAGCGACAAAAAACGAAACAUAAUUUUAAACUGAAUCUUACCAACCUACUAUCGUCGGCGGUUAUGAAGGUGACAUCUGGUCGCGACCGCGGGCUGGUAUCGGUGGCCCCUCCGAAAAAACCGAUCAUCACGACGGUCGUUGACUGUGGCUCGACACCGCCCGGUUGCCGGCGAACGCUGUCGGAAAGCCUGGUCGGUCAUCUUACCCUUCCCGUUGGAUGUUCGAAGGGUGGCGCUGGAGCACACGGAUCCAUGGCGGGAGAGGAGGGAGCCUGUUGCGGUGGUAACGGCCGAGAGGAAGCCAACAACGAUCUUUACCCGAUCGGUAGUGCGGACAUCAGUCCGGGCGAUAGUCCGAUGUUGAGCAGCUCGACUGGAGCCGUCGGAAACGGUGGCGUUUUUACCUUCGAUCAGAUGAAAUCGUAUCGGCGUGCGUUUUCCGAAGAUGUUAUCGAUACAAUCACCACCAGUACGAGCAAUGGUCGCAGCCACAUCGUCCAAACCUCGGAGGAUAGCACCGAGGAAGAUGAUGAUACGAGUGGAGACAAUGAGAACGAGCACGAACUAGAUCUAUGCGAGCGUGUUCCGAAACGAUGCGGUUGUAAUGGGCGUCUCUCCAACGGAAGUAGUCCGCUCGCGAUGGAACCGAGCGCCCACACUAUGGCACACCAUCGGGCGCAAACCUCCACACCUGCGGCACCAAGAAGUGGUGCAGGAAAAUGCAAAGAACCACUUUACAUCAGCUGCUCGGAGACGGAUUGUUCCGUCAGCACGGCAAGCAGUGUAUCGCCGCACAAAAAGCAAAUCCUUAGCUGUGCCGCGAUCAGUGGAGGAGGUUCCGGAAGCCGACCUUUGGAGGCCAAUAGGACGGGAGGAGGUGGAAGUACGCCCAACGUACAGCAGCUGAUGCAGUAUAAAUCUUCGCCAAAAAUCAAUCUAAAUUACGUCUUCUGCUUGUCACCGCUGGCACGCGACGAUUCCGGUUUUACCAGUGGUAGUAGCCCGGCUACCUCGACCAGCUACCCUGCCACAUCUCCAAUUGCCAUUGAUGGCAGUGGAGCGGCGUCGGGGGUAACUCCCGUAGGCAAUGGUGGAGCGGCAGGUUGUUUCGGGUCCUCAGGUUCGAAAGGUCCUCGAAGUCAGAACGGUGGGAGCACCAGUCUUUUCCGCUACGACUUCGAAGAAAGCCCAAUCAGUCCCAUUUCGGGCACGAUAAAAUCCAAGUCCGCCCCGGCGUUUCCGUUUUCCCCACCCACCACCGGUGCCCUGUCUCCACGGUUUCUGCGCAACGCCCAACAGCAGCGUCUCCAUCGCACGCGCUAUCCGUCGGAGCGUUCAUCAGUCUCGGAGCGGUCAUCGAUCGGCUCGGAUGAACAGCUGUCGGACGACGAUCUGCCAUACCUGCUCGACUCGUCAAAUGGCUACAGUCCUCUUUCGAGACACCAGCUGGCACUGAUGAGUGGUGGAUCGCCGUUGAAAUUGGGACAAGCUGCGAUAACCCGCCCGUCACAAAUGCUCAGCAAGGUUCUGAAUCGAAAUCUGUUCAAGUUUGGCCGAGCGCCGAUGCUCGGUACGCUCGAGGAGUCGUUGCUGCAGCGUCGCCUGAGCCCAAAGUUUCAAGUCGCCGAUUUUAAGGUGCUACUGGGGGCCUCUGGAAGCUUCUGCCCCACGCAGCUAACCAUCCCGGUCGCUUCCUACUUCUAUGAGCUCCCCGGACAACAUCUCACCACACCUUAUGUGUGUGAAUUACGUCUUCCAAGAAAGGGAUACUCGAUACCGCGCACUGGCACCGUCCAGGCAACGUUGCUCAACCCACUCGGAACAGUGGUGCGGAUGUUUGUCGUGCCGUACGACUUUCGCGAUAUGCCGGCAAUGUCGACUACCUUCAUCCGACAGCGUAUACUAGCUUGCGACGAGAGCAGCCUGAAGUUGCUUGGCAAAAACAUCGAACAGCUUAGCAACGCCGAACAGAUGAAGCUGCUGCGCUAUGCAAUCCAUUUGCGGUUUCAAACGUCGCGAUCGGGAAAGUUGUCACUGCACACCGACAUCCGUCUGCUGAUAUCCCGCCGCACGGACUGUGAUACGGCUGCUGCCCAUGCGAAAAAUCUGCUCGAGUCCCCGAACGAACUGAAAGUGGUUACCAUUGUACCGGAGAAUCCCAAGUUUAGUUUACGUAUCGAUAAGCAGUAAGCCAGUAGAGCCAAAUUUACUUGUUUGACCAACGCUCCGCUCCUUGCAACCGCCAGCAUAGUGCGUGAUUUUGGUCGCUCUAAAUCGCCCUUGAAUGGCAGCAGGAGUUCAUAUUAGCAGCUACUUUUUUGUAAGCUGUCGUAAAUGCGCCGGAAUACUUCUCAUUGGUUGCUUUACGUCAAAGUAAAGGAAGUUUUUAAUUGUACCGAUUUUAUCGAUUUUCGAAUUGCGAAAUCGAUUUUUAUUACUUGAAUUUUUUGUGCAAUCAGUUGUGCUGUAAAGUAAGGAGUAUAUACAUUUUUGGUAAUUAUUUUUUUGAAUAUCCACCAGCAACAACAUGUGAUCGAAGCUAGCUGCCCUUUUGUUGUGUUUCAUAUGGCAUCUUGCAUUUGUCCUGUAUUGGCAAACGAGCAUGUCAUUGAGGAAAGAUUUUUUGGUAAGCGGAAAUGUUAUCACGAAGUUUCAAUGCCAAUCAAGAUUGGUAGACGUUUGCCUCGUUUUUUUUACUCCCAGACGGUAAUUGUAAAACUCUGUUGGGUCAUCGUUCUGUUUUGUUAAGGGUGGUUAUUUCUACCAAAUAUUCGGAUCCUUUUAAGUAUAUCAAGACGAGUUGGACGAAUCCCUUCCCCAAAGGGAAUGGUAUGUGGGCAAGAAAUGGUCCGGUCUAUACCUACGUUCAACAAACCAACUUUUAAAGCGAGGGAAAAGUAAUCUGCUAACUACAAGCGAUUGUGAUUAUACGUCAGUUUAGUUUUAUGCUUCAACUGUGAUUGAUGAUUACGUCGACGAUGAAGGGGUGGAAGGAAAGUGUUAAAAUUGUUGCUAGCAUUGAACGUAACGUAACAAAAAAAACAUAACACAGGCACCUUUUGAGCUUAGAUGCAGAUUGAGUGUGAAAUUGUUUUUGAAGAGGAAAAAGCAUACGUUGCAAAACAUACACAGUUAUGUUAUCAUUCCCGACAGUUGAUAAAACAAAAACACAUAUUCUGAGGCAAA